CUCAGAAGAUGGAAAAGAAAAUCCAAAAACAAUCAAGUUGAUAAAUUGAGUGACGUAACGUCAGUUUUAUACAUACACUGUAUCAAUGGUAAAAACCUGUCAAACUCGUUACCAAACUUUUCCCUCUUCUGGAGUACCGGUAAUUAAACACCGGUUAAUUAAAAACCUGUUUGGUCUGGUGAUUCCCGGAACAACAAAUAUAUAGUACUAUACUCAAGAAAAUGGCACCGAAGGUAGCUCCCUAUGUACGGCAAAAGAAAAGUAAAUCAGGAAAGCUUCUAGAUUUCCUUGGUUGGUUUACUGUCAUUAUUUGGCCUGUAUUCCACUUUUUCUGUAAAUUGUUCCCAUGCGACGAGGCAGACCCUAUUGAUACGAAGCAAAAUGACAUUAAAAGUUCGCUCAUACUGAUGGACGAUGAAUAUGGCGAAGAGACUUCAAGUUUGCCUAUUUCUGCCGCGAAUUCGCAUCACACCUCACUGGAAGAUUUUAAAAAUCACUUUCAACAAUUUGGAAAAGAUGUGCACGACAAAGUAAUCGAGGGAAUCUCUCAAAGUAAGUAUUUUAAUAAGGAUAUCGGAAGGGGAAAUUAGAACAGGAAAAUCAAUUCGUCAGCGAAUUGUAAUGUACUGUACUUAAACAAUCAAUCGUUCUUAGAUUUUUUAUGUCAAGGUUUAUUGUAAAUACCAUCGAGAAAAUGUUGCAUUAUAACAGCAAAGAAUAUAGGAUGUUUAAUUCAAUAGAGUUCGCCAUAAAACUAAACUGUGAAAGGUAUUCGCAAAUAUGAAUUGGCGUGCAUGAGAGGGGAAAUUCCCAUAAAGUACAUGCAGAUAGCCUUGUAUGCUAUAUUGUGAACUACAGUAUUGUGUUUUGUUUAAAUAACUACUUCUCACGUUUAUAGAGCUUAUCCAAUUGUUGGGCAAAGAACUUGAACAACUGAUACUGAAAGAGCUCCGUACAAGCUUCUGUGGCAGGUAAGAACUUCAUUUUAUUGAGGAACUCAGUAUUAAGUGAUUCUGAAAUGUUUAAUGUUAUAAUGUUUUAGAUUACUGCAGUAUUUUAACAAACAAAACUGUCUAAUUAUUCUGGUAACUGAUAUCUACAGUCUGAUAUAAAUAAAUAGCUUUGGUGUAGUUUUGAUAUUGCAUUAGCCAAGAAUAUGAGCAUAAAUUUAUCAAAACAUUAAAUAAUGCAGGUGCUUUGAAUUAUUAGGCUGUUCCAGAGGUUUAUUUUCAUUGUAUAUAAUGUUAGAAACAGUGAUGACUAUAGUGAACAUAAACCUCUGGUUGAAAGCAAUUGAUUGAUCACACCAUGCCAAUUGGUUUAACCUAGAGUCACAUUCUGUCUCUUGACUGAAUAUAAUUACACAAAAAAUCUCAAUAAUUUAUUGCAUGGUCACAUUCUCAAUUGUGUUCUGAUUGAUUUUUUGUUACAGUAAUUUGAUGUUAUUGUACAAUAGUGCGGCUAUUGCUGCUUCCAACCAGAGUUUUAUUUUAAUUUGCUUCACCAUUUUCAAUACAAUGAAAAUAAACCAGUGUAUAGCCCAUUCUUAAUUUAUCAGUAUAUAUAAGAAUUCAAGACUUCCAUAGUCAUAGACACAAGAAAGAGGCUGGGGCUGCAAACAUGCAACAGUCCAAUUUAGAUCGUAUUUUAUCAAAAUUCUCCUCAGCUGGUUUUCAGAUGAAGCUGUUGAAAAAUUAUUGCCAGUUUCUCUUUUCACACAUUUUUGGUGAAUUCACAUUUUCACCUCUCAGCUCAUUUGUGUAAACUUGUAACCCUUUGAUUGGGAAUUUGCCCUGCAGAUGUGCUUUACUUAAAGACCAUGUAAAGUCUGUUUUGCACAUACUGUACGUUCUGCGCACAGGCUUACAUUCCAAUGGUCGGGACCCGACCGUUGGAAUGUUAUUAAUAUUUUGUAUCUUUUGAACUUUCUUGAAUUGAAUCUCUAGUCUGUAUUCAUUUACAAGCAUAGCAAACCAGAAGAGUGUUAAAAAUUCAGUAUAAUAUAUAUCUAAUCAUAUUUUACAACUGUAGGACUGAGUUCAAAAUGUAAACAAAGCAUUUGUUUACAUUAUGUACUUUACAUGGUCUUUAAUUAUUUUACUCGGAGUGUCUAUAACGCCAGGCAAUUUUACAUGUCAAAAGGGAAGAGUGCUUGCCACUUUACACAAUUAUGAGCCAGAUAUUAUAGGAAUGCCAGGUUCAAUUAGUAUUCAGGUUUAAUUUGCUUGUGUUCGGUUAGGAAUGUAAGAUUAAGGUUUCCUGGAAGAUUACGUAUUCUAGUAUACUGCCACGUAUAGAAAAGUACCCUUGUACCCUAGAACUUGCAGUUAUAGAGAUUGACAGCUGGCCGCUGCAGCUCAAUUGAUUAAAGCACUGCACCUACAGAAUACAGGGCCUUUUUUAACAUACAAGCUGGGGGGGCAAAUGCCCCCCAGUCCCCCCUUGUGCCCCCCCACGAAAUCACAUUUUGCCCCCCCAGGAAAAGUCCCUUUUCCCUUAAAUUAUAGAAACAAACCAGCGAAGAUUAACAAAUACAUAAACGGAAAGUAAGUUUUAGGCGUUAUCCUUUGUCCUUGUUUAACAAAAUUUAAAUUGUUACUUUUUUCUACCACUAAGUAAUAAUAAAUUAUUGUUAAUAAUUUUUUUAUUUUUUGGAUGCUCAAAAUGCAGGAAAUAGCAUUUCCGGGUUUCAAAUUUCAAAAAUUUUCUGGGGAUUAUCCCUCUAAUAAGUAAUGAUAAAUGAUGGUUAUUUUUUUUACGUUUUGGGCGUUUUUUCUUUUAUUAUUUGAAAUACAAGUAUAGUUAGCAUAAAUUUUGGAGCAAAUUUGGAUGCUCAGAAUGCAGGAAAUGAUAUUUCCGGGAUUCAAAUUUCAAAAAUGUUCUGGGGAUUAUCCUCUAAUAAGUAAUGAUAAAUGAUGGUGGCUAAUUUGUUUUACUUUUUGUGCAUUUUUCCUUUAUUUAUUUCAAAUACAAGUAUAGUUAGCCUAAAUUUUGGAGGAAAUUUGGAUGCUCAGAAUGCAGGAAAUGACAUUUCCGGGAUUCAAAUUUCAAAAUUUUCUGGGGGAAUACUCCCCCAGACCACCCCCCAUUCAUGAGUGGUAUAUUGGCGACACACGUAGCCUUCAGCCAUUGCUACCCCCUCUAAUAUAUUAUAUCACAGAAAAGUCCCUUUUCAAAAAAUGCCCCCCCACAGGAAAAUCCUUAAAAAAGGCCCUGACAGAAUAGCAGAGCCACAAAUUCAAUUCCUGCAAGGUACCUAGCUACAGAAAAGUUGUUGCAUUUUUUUGCAGCUGUUCCAAGUCAAGUCUAAUAAAUGUACUAUAUAAAUUUACACUCGAUAACUUGGGACAGCAGUCCUCCCCCCCCCCCAGAAAAAAAAAUUAGUAAGGCACAUUCUAUACUUACAUACUGCAUGUACAAGACUUAGACUGGCCCUCACAAUUAGGAAGUCUCAAUUUGUCCUUUUUGUUUGACCUGCAAUGUCCAUUCAAUACCUUUUUAAUCUCUUGCAAUCUCUUGACAUAUUGCUCUGCAAAAUAUUUUGUAAUUGCAAUUAACAUUUUGAUUUCACUGUAUGGGAAAUCUAUAAUAACCAGUAAUGGCAAGAGCAAUUUUUACAUUUAAAAAUCCAUUUUACAUUUAAUUUAAAUGUUUUUCUUGGGAUAACUAAUUAGUAUGCAGUGAAUGACGUCACCAAUAAGCAUCCAGAAACUUGUAGUUAUCUAGAUUUUUAGUUCAAAUCUUGAAAACUUGACUUAAUUGGAUCAAGUCUAGAAAAUUAUAUUAAGUCACUAUCAAGCUGAGUCAAAGUCGAUAUAAUUGUAUAUUAAAAAAUAAUGCACUUGCAGAUAACUUCUUCGUAAAAUAUUUAAUAUUUAUUAACUUAACAGUUAUUUGCCGAAGGCAAGGUAAUUAUCGGGGAAUAUUCGCAGAGACGAAGUCGAGGUGAUAAUCACCAUGCCUGUCAGGCGAAUAAUUGUUUUAGUUUUUUACACAAGUCUUUUGUGGUUUUUUGGGACUGAAUUUAAUUUAAUUUCACUUAUUUCUUUAUCAGUAAGUUCCACAAAAUGGCUAUAGCCUCCAUUUUGCAAAUUUCGGUCUUGUCAUAUUCACCUGUAGGUGAAUAUAACAGCUAACUUAAUAUUAAAAAUGCUAGAUGCGCAACCAAUUUAAUACCUCAAAUUUGACCAAUCAACUUGUAGGAUUUGUUAUAUUCACUUGUGCAAAAUACUAAUUAAUAGUUAUUGUAAACCUACAGUAUUUACUUGAAGACAAACUUAAUUAAAGAGCUUUUUCAGACCUAAAAAUUUCCACUAAUUUGUUGAGUUCAAUAUUGUUGCUAGAUCUCAUUUGUGACUGCAACAUACCCCACCUGUGUCUCAUCAGAUUCACACAAAUUAUUGAAAUUUGAAAAUUGAUCCUUCAGGAAGAGAACUGGGGCAUGAAAAUUCAUACUGCCACUGGCUGCUGUCAUUGGGGGGAGGCUGCCUCGUCGCCAGGUGCUAUAAGACGAUUUCACAUAUGAGGGGAUGCAUGGAUGCACUACAUGCUUAAAAAUGCUCAGGUUGUUGCAAUACGGAUGAAAACAGGAUUGAACAAUGCUUUGCUGCCCACAUUGUUCACAGUUGCCAACAAUAUUGAACAAUAUUGUUACACCCGAUUCAGGCUCAACAAUAUUGUUCAAUAUUGUUGACAAGUGUGAACAACAUGGGCAGCAAAACAUUGUUCAGUCCCGUGUACUUCCUGUAAACCUUUUAUAUAGUGACUCGUAUGUGAAAUCAUUUUAUAGCACCUGGGGAUCAGGCAGGGCAGUUGAAAAUGUGAAAUCCAGGAUAAACUAUUGAAAUAUGCAUGCAAGGCCAGGGGCAAUUUUAUAUUUAACAAAUAUAAAACAUUUUCCGUGUUGAUAUACAGUUAUAUCAACACGAGUGGAAAUUGGGAAAACGAGAAAUUGUGUGGAAACACGACGCCCGAAGGGCGGAGUGUUUUCACACAAUUUCGAGUUUUCCCAACUUCCACGAGUGUUGAUAUAACUAUAUAUCAAUACGGAAAAAUGUUUUAUAUUUUUUUUAUAAUAUAGCAAUGUCAAAAGCCCGAAGAAUAAGAAAAAUUUCCGUGUUACAAGCGGCGGAAAAUUUCCCGUGUUGACAUGGAGUUAUAUCAACACGGCUCUUAGCCAAUCAGCGUUCAGAAUUUACAAAUGCUAUAUUAUAAAAAGUAUUGAGGCAUGCCUCAGGCCAUGGGAAAGUAUAAGUACGUACUAGGAAUUGCAUCAGCAACACCUCACAUUUCCAAAAUGAACAACUAUGGGUCCCAAUCAAUGACAAAAUCCAAGGAUAUAUGUGUUUGCUGUACAUGGGCACGUGGCAAGUAUUUUUUCUACAUUUAUGAGAAACGCAUUCGAAAGAUUAUACUUGUUUUCACUGUAGAAUUUUGAUUCAAUCCCCAAUACAUGUAAUGUAGAUUUGUUCUUAAACAUACUAUAAGUCAAUCCUAAGGCGUUUACUAUAAAUUAAAACAAACUUACUUUAGCUAGAUUGUUGCUUUAAAUCUUUACAUAAGAACUCGCCUUAUUUUUGCAUUGAGAUCGAUACUGAAGUGUGUGACGCGCCCGCGAUCAAUGAUGACCCAGGCACCCCGGAAAUAAAAAUGAAAUAAAGCUAAUUAACGCUAAUUAUAUAUUCUCACCAUGACGAAAUCCGCCAUUUUUGCGUGUCAUCUAGUUCUCGUUAACCAAUGCAGACAAUUAAAACAAUGUAAAAAGCAAUUUUUCAAAAUAAAUUGACAUUUACAAAGCAAUUUACCAUCGUGCAUCCAAAAAAUUAUAAAAGUUCGCUGGACUUACCUCGCAGACAUCAGCUGAAAAAUACAUCCAAAAAUGGCGGCGUAAGAAAGGCUAAUUGGCAGCGCCUGGGACUAGACUGACCGCCCUGGGCUCAACGGUACGAGGUUGCCCUGGGCUCUAUGCCCUGGGCUUAGAUAGUACGAUUUUGGAUGCUCCACAAGUCGUUUCACCAUUUCCGAGCGGGUGAGAAAAAUUAUGGAGCGAAGCGCAGUUGAAAAAAAUGCAGGAAAAGCAACGGGAAAAAUCACUCAUUUCUUUUGCAUUACCUUCCUUGUUUCUCUGUCCGCUCGGAAAUAUUGAAAGGAAGGAGAUUAGCCUGCAUAGCUGGUGCCAUAUAAAGAGUUGAAGUAUAUAUCUACUUUUUCUUUUCUUUUUAAACUAUAGACAUGAAUUUAAGAAACCGGCAACGGAAGAAGACUUCCUUGACGGCGAUUUUAAGAAAGAAGGAAAGAAAUACAAGAAAGCGGUAGAAAACUGUGCAGAAAAAGAUGAGUUCAAACACCAGGACAAUAAGUUGAAAAGCAAAAACAAUGCAAACCAAGGUCCUGACUUGUUGCAGUGUUCUGGUGGAAAUGGGAAUGAUGCGCCUUCAAUGAAUCAACCCACAGUGAAUCAAAGCGAACAAUCCAGUCAAACCACAGCUAACCCAAGCCAUGGAUAUGGAAAUAAUGGUGGAGGAUUUGGAGGUGAUGGCAAUGAUCCACCCAAGAGAAAUCCCGAACGUCUUAAAGGACAUUAUCUUGAAUCUGAUGUACCUCUAAAGAAGAAAGGUAUAUUUGAAUACACGCUUUGUUCUCAUUGCAGUCAUAAUUUAAAUGUACGAAUAAACAUUGUGUUCCACUCCAAUCGUAUCGAACCGUAUACAAUAUCAUUAUAUUUUAUCUGGUGCUCCCAAAAUAUAGAAAUACGCCAUGUUUGGUUACGAUACGUUUGGAGUAGAAUAUAAGCUUAAUUACUUUCGCACAAGAAAGACACAUUUUGUUUUGCAUUGUAAUAUAGAUGAAAUGGCAGAAGACAAUUUUAAAGUGCAACUUGAAACGUUGGUGAUUCCAGUGCCAUGUCCAGAAAGCUCUGGGUCAAGCAAUGAGUCAACAGCGAAUGAAAAUAGAUUAACCGCGCAAGACGAAAAUGAGUCAAGCGAGAUGCAAGUAGACAGGCCUUUGUCCUUGGAAAAUAUGUCUCUGUCUGACGACAAGAAUAAAAACUCUCAAUCUUCAGACAAUGAAAUUGGAGUUGGUCUGCUGGUUGGAAAUGAAGUAGGCUUGCUGAAUGGAAAUGAAGUAGGUUUAGUGGAUGGUUUUGGACAAAGUGCGGUGUAUGGAAAUUGGUCAAGUGCUGCGCCAAUGAAUACUGUGGAUAUGCCUUCAGAUAGCGAGAACGAGCAUUCAGACGAUGACGUCGACAAUGACGGAAAUAUUGGCCAGAAUGUAAGUUAUUUUUAAAUGAACUAGAAUUUAUGAUUAUUAUUAUCAUUGGUAUACUGUAUGUUAUAGUUCAAUCUUCAUACAAUAAAGUAUGUAUGAAAUUAACUUUAUCUAUAAUAAUUUGUCUAAGUUAAAAGUAAUUGUUAAACAUUGCGUUGGCCACCAACUGCAAUACCAAACAAUAUAGAAAAAUGUCGUUUGUGGGAUUUUACUGUUCUGUUAAAUAGUAGAGCUGUCAGAACUGGCCAUUCAUUUAUUCAACAAUUAGGAAAAUUGUGUUUUGUAGGAUUCUGAAACUGUUGUGGAACAACAUUUGCCUGACAACAUACCAAUAUUCCACCGCAACGAAAACAACGAAACGCAAACUUUAAAAUCACCUUACAAACUUUUGCAUAAAUUCCAGGUUAGCUUUAAACUUAUUUUAUAAUUCAUGUGCAAUAAAAUACCCUGCUUCCAGAGGCUCUUUGCGAAGCGAAAUCUUUGCGAGGCGAAAGAAACGAGAGGCGAGAAGGAAGAGCCUCUGGUCACGUCGGUUGCAAAUCCCACUUCUGCACUUGAUUAGGUUCAGAAUUUGAAUCUUGCAUGUGAUUGGUCAUUUGUAAAAAUAUGUCAAACCGGUUUGGGAAAUAAAGCCGGUUACACACGAGUAAGUUUUCUAAUGUAUAUGACAAGUUUUUAUGUGACAAGUUUUAUUUGCUCGUCUGUACGCGCAACUUUGACAAUUUUUUCAAUGACAAGUGCACUUGUUCAAAAGCUAGCAUGCUAGCUUUUGACCCAAUGACCAAGUGCACUUGUGACUUGUCAUAGAAAAAAUUGUCAAAGUACAAAUUUUGUUCGUCUGUAUUCCCUUUUGUUCAAGUCACGGAUAGGUGACUUUCCUAAAGGCCUGAUUCCACGAGCGCUUUUUCCGUCGGCGAAAUGUAAAUAUUUCGCCUGUUUCUUUUGAAUUGCGACCACUCGAAUAAAUUAUUUCUACUUGAAUUUUUCUGUGUUGGUGUUGUGUACUCAGGUGAAUAAUAUGUUUGCGAUGUUACUCUGAGUGCAUAUCCACACCGGGCGAGCUUGAAAAAUAUGCCCGGCCACGGUGGGAUUCGAACCUACAACCUUUGGAUACUAGCCCAAUGCUCUUCCAACUGAGCUACGCGGUCAGGACGGUUCGAGUAAGUGAUAUUUCGGAACAGUAUCUAGUUCCUUCAAUACCAAUGUGUUCUAGUAAUAUGAAUUAAUAUGAAUGGGCUAGUAUCCAAAUGGGCUAGUAUCCAAAGGUCGUAGGUUCGAAUCCCACCGUGGCCGGGCAUACUUUUCAAGCUCGCCCGGUGUGGAUAUGCACUCAGAGUAACAUCGCAAACAUAUUUCUAGUUGAUUGCUCAUAAUUCAAAAGAAACAGGCGAAAUAUUUCUUAUUUCGCCGAGAAAAAGCGCCCGUGGAAUCAGGCCUUAAAACAUUUCUAUUGGUUAGUUGGGCAAAACGUGACGGUGAAGGAGUAGAUUUAUGAAUAAACGUUGACCAACAUAGAUAAUGAGUUAUAUUGUUAUUCUAAUGAGUUUCACAGCCAUCUUCCCUUCGAUAGGCUAUGGUAUGGGUCAGCAAAGAAAAGUUGUCAAAGUAAUCUGAGCAUUUGAUGUGAUUGGCAAGCGGACUAUUAUAAUUUUUCUGUCAUGGGAGCGAUAUACACCUUUUUCUGACACGUUCACACCAGUAAAUAAAACUUGUCAUAUGAAAACUUGUCAUAUAAAAUUUGUUGCAGCACACGUGCACUUGGCAAAUAAAACUUGUCACAUAAAAACUUGUCAUAGAAAACUUGCUCGUCUGUAACUGGCUUAAUCAUAUAUUUAUAGCUAUAAAUGGCUAUAAUUAGCUUACAGUAAUGUUUAUUUCCCAAACCGGUUUGACAUAUUUUUACAAAAGGCCAGUCACAUGCGAGAUUCAAACUCUGAACUUAAUCAAGUGUGGAAGUGGGAUUUGCAACCGAUGUGGCCAGAGGCUCUUCCUUCUCGCCUCUCGUUUCUUUCGCUCGCAAAGAUGUCGCCUCGCAAAGUGCCAAAGAGCCUCCGGAACCAAGGUAGCAAUAAUUAAAAAUAAUAAGUCAAGCAAACCAAGUUAUGUAUCGUCUCGUUGACUAAGGACUUAUAAGGUCAUUGUAGAUUUACGUGCAUGGAAAGUAUAUUGUUUUUCUGUUUGUGGAUAACAUUGCCUUUAUUUGAAAAAGAUUUUAAACUCUAAAACUGUGCAACUAUUUAUGGCACAAACCAUACAACGAGCGUAUAGUACGUAUAGUAUAGUCCAAAUGAACAUUUACUUAGAUUUUUGAGACAAUAAAAAAACAUUGUUGUUUUCCAGAUCCGUGAGUAUUGAAUAACAUUUUCAUUACCAUUAUACUGUAUGAACUUUUCUUUGUAGCGUGGGUUAAAUGUUGGCAUUCAUGAUGGCCUCUGUCUGCCCGACCGUGAUUUUGUCAUCCUGAGUAAAAUUGGUUGUGGAAAGUUUGGAGUUUGUUACGAAAUCUUGGAGAUAAAAUCUGGAAAGAAAUUUGCGUUAAAAAAGGUAAUGU
Paramuricea clavata is the source of this 9820-nucleotide messenger RNA. The record is from the annotation of a GenBank genome assembly. NCBI's taxonomy places the organism in Eukaryota, Metazoa, Cnidaria, Anthozoa, Malacalcyonacea, Plexauridae.